Molecule: messenger RNA, 2214 nt
Organism: Lytechinus variegatus (green sea urchin)
Lineage: Eukaryota; Metazoa; Echinodermata; Echinoidea; Temnopleuroida; Toxopneustidae
Gene: ngly1
Product: peptide-N(4)-(N-acetyl-beta-glucosaminyl)asparagine amidase-like
Exons: 12
Coding region: 17-1858 (613 amino acids)
Biological process (GO): protein deglycosylation; protein quality control for misfolded or incompletely synthesized proteins; glycoprotein catabolic process
Cellular component (GO): nucleus; cytosol; cytoplasm
Molecular function (GO): peptide-N4-(N-acetyl-beta-glucosaminyl)asparagine amidase activity
Source: RefSeq, a predicted model, not a curated record
AUAAUUGUUUACAAACAUGUCAUCGGGAAGUGAAGUUACAGCUGCUUUUAGAGAACUCUCUGGGAAUGAACCGGGGACUUUUCUCGAUGUAUCGGAACUUCUCCUGAAAUAUGUGAAUAAUGUGAUCAGGCAACCAGAUGUGACAAAGUACCGCUCCAUUCGUCUUGGAAACAAGAUGUUUGAGAAUCGGGUUUUGCCUGUCCAAGGAGCGUUGGAAUGUCUUUUUACUGUUGGAUUUGAGGAGGAUGAUGAAAACAUCACACUAAAGGAAAGCUCUCCUUUGGAUGGGCUGAGGAUAUUCCAGAGACUAUUAGCCCAGGAGCGGCUUGUUCUUAUAUCAAACCAGAUUAAUAAUCUCAUAUUUGUUCAGGCGACGGAACAGACAUUUUCUCAGAAGUUACAGAAUUCUUCGGAGCAUGUGAUGAAGUAUGAAGACCCUCUCCUCCAACAGAAGGCUCGUGAAAAGAUUCCAUUCCAAGACCUGAAGACAAAGGCAGAACAGAGACUUCGUAGAAUCUCGUCUGCUUCAUCGGAUGAUGAUGAAGGAAUUCUCCCUGAUUUCAGAGAUUGUCUCCUUCUGGAGCUCAUGAAGUGGUUCAAGGAGCGCUUCUUCCGCUGGAUGAAUUCUCCAAAUUGUAGUUCCUGUGGAGGACGGACCAGGGCUGUGGGAAAUCUACCGCCGACGACAGAGGACUUGCGAUGGGGGGCUGGCCAGGUAGAGGGCUACACUUGUCCUAGGUGCAAUACGAUGGAGAGAUUUCCAAGAUACAACAAUCCUGAAAAGUUACUGGAAACAAGAACAGGACGAUGUGGAGAGUGGGCAAACUGUUUCACCCUCUGCUGUCGAGCUCUUAACUUUGAAGCCAGACAUGUUUUAGAUUGGACAGAUCACGUCUGGACUGAAGUGUACUCCAAUUCUCAGAAGAGAUGGCUUCACAUGGAUCCAUGUGAGAACUGCUGUGAUAAACCACUGUUGUAUGAACACGGCUGGAAUAAGAAACUAUCCUAUAUCAUCGCAUUCUCUUUUGAGGAGGUGGUUGAUGUGACAUGGCGAUAUACUGCAAAGGAGCAAGAAGUAAUUGGAAGGAGGAAAGAAUGCAGAGAGAAAUGGCUGAUGGAAUCAAUAGCAAAACUCAACCAAAGGAGACAAGCAAACCAAACUGGAGCAAGGAGGAGAGAGCUUGAGGAACGGUUUGGCCAUGAGCUGGUAGAGUUCCUCUCACCUAAGACGAUACGAGAUGGAGAGGACCAAGGAAGAUUAUCAGGGUCUGCUGCUUGGAGGGUGGCCAGGGGAGAGAGUGGGGCUGGAGGAUUGUCAGAGAGCAGUCAGACAAAGUUUGUCUUUCGUCCAACUGAAUCCGAGAAACGUGAGAAGCUGAUCCAUGUUCGAUACAACACUGCUAGAGACAGGUACAUCAGGAUAUCAGAUGGCAAUCGGGAAACAGAGGAUUGGGAGAAAUGUGUGUUCAGCAGCAUCUGUAUGUUCAGGAAACAGGAGUUUGACUGGCAAAUGGUAUAUCUUGCUAGACAAGAAAAUACAGACAGGGGCUGGAUAUCCUGGAAGUUUGAUACGAGUGGGUCAGGUAUGGUGGUUGAUAAGGUCAAAGUUCGUGCUAGCAGCAAGACCUAUGAAAAUGCACAAGUCAAAUGGACAUUGGAGGGGGAUGGCAGUUCAACAAGUCUAAACGGAUCGGAUUCUAUUGUUGAAGUGACAGACUUAGCUGGAUCUAUUCAUCUGGAGUUGAAGGCAGAGUUAAGCGGAGGAUCAAUGUGGCAGCAUACACAGCUCUUCAGACAGGAAGACGGAGCGAACAAUGAAUACCCUCUAGAUAUCUCUAUCUACCUCAAAGAGGGUUAAAACAUUCUGCGUGGAAAGUCUGAUAACUAAUAUCUCUCUACGGUAUAACGGCAAUAUUAAUUACUGGUCCAAAGUCAAUUUUUUUUUUUUUCUCUAUGUGUGCAAGUAUGAAAUUAGUCAUAUAUAAUGUAAGGGUGUUUCUUAAAGCUGUGCUAUUUAUUAAAGCAAUGCAUGACUUAACAAUUGGAAUAUUAAAGAGAAAUGCCAGUAGUUGCAGUAAACACUGAUUUCAUGAGAAAGUCUGUAAAACCAGGUUUAAUUGUCAGUACAUGGAGGAUCUAGAUCACAUAAACUGAACUUUGUGAAAUCUUGAAAUCUACACUGAAAAAUGUUCACACUGAAGAUCACCAACACAG